Branchiostoma belcheri (Belcher's lancelet) is the source of this 1677-nucleotide messenger RNA. RefSeq lists its product as uncharacterized. The transcript has 10 exons. The record is from RefSeq and is a predicted model, not a curated record. Gene Ontology annotation, biological process: heterochromatin formation. The coding region runs from base 165 to 1520 and encodes 451 amino acids. Lineage: Eukaryota; Metazoa; Chordata; Leptocardii; Amphioxiformes; Branchiostomatidae.
UUGGUCGGACGGCGUACCCCGCGCCGCGGGUGUCCUCCCAACAAAGCAUAUUCCUCAUUCUAGCCAAAAUUUGAAACACUUCUUGUCUGGUUUGUGGCACCUCGCAAACUGAUAUCUGUUGGAGUUCUGUACUGUCUGGAACUACAAUACCAGCGCAUCCGCUCAUGGCUACCAACAAUGUGGAAACCGAUGACCCCGGUCCAAGCUCCGUGGAAAGGCCUACUACCGCCCAGCACAGAGGGACUCUGGAGGAUUUCUACAACAACGGCCUCACACACUACGGUUCGAAGGAGAACAAACAGAAGGUUGAGGCCAUUGUCCAGCUUACUGGUCUUAAAAGGCUCCAGGUGAAGCGAUGGAUUGACAACAGGAACAGGAAGGGCAAGCCAAGGUCUGCACCGAAGAAAGCUGUCAAUCUAUUUGGAAGGGGGAAGUCCGGCUAUGGAGGUUUCAAGUCAAAGUACAUGAAAGGCAAGGCAGGCCCUUCAACGUUGGCAGAUGCCAACCGUGCUUGGUCAAGACUCACUGCAGAGGAGAAGAAGACGUACAGUGAAAAGGCCAAGCAGCACGUGCGGCCAACAGUAGCUGACCUGUCUGAGGACUCAAAACAGGCAACAGUCAGAAAGCUCAUCCAGGAGAUGGAGGGUGUUGUCUCAAAACUGAAGUCCUUCGGAUGCGAGCUGUUCUGUAAGGUGACGAGACACGGGGAGGUGUGGACUGCCAGCACAUCCAAGGCAGAGGCCUUUCUGAAUGACAAGGUUCCUCAAGUGGACACCCAGUUCUGCUUGGCCAUGAGUGGACCUUCCACUUGUAUGUCAAGCAAGGCCAGUAAAAAAGAUGAAGCGAAGGGUCUGAGGAAGGAGGCACAGGCCAUGUUAAAUGCCAUAUCUAGUUCACAUCCAGAACUGAAGUCUAAAUUCCCCUACAAGCUACUGGAAGAGGGCAAGGUGGUGGUGGAGGGGCUGCCGGAAGACUUCAAAUUCAGGAAGCCUUCAGACAUGGGGGUAGAUGACCUUAAAGUCCUGUUGAACUACAGGAACAGCCUUGUUAUUCAUGUCCAACCUGAGAGCACCAUGUUGUCUUCCAGCAGCACAGAUGCAAGCGUAGCAGGACCCAGCAGAGUGAGCCCCAUGCUGAUGGAGACAGGAACUGGUGUACCUGAGGUGGUGGAGGAGACAACUAUUCCUGAAGGUACUGAAUGCAUGCAGCAGUUGCAGUCAAUACAAGCUGGCAUUGAAGAGGCACCCCCAACAGAAGUGGAACUGAUCUCUUCCCAGGAAAAGGAGACAGAAAGGCAGCGGGAAAGGAAGAAAGGAAGAGGGAAGGCUAAAGGGAAGGGAAAGCGGAAGAGGGAAGAAGAGGGACCAUAUUUUGUGGAAAAACUUGUGGGAAAGAGAAUGCAGGGGGGAGAGGUCCAGUACCACGUCAAAUGGCAGGGGUGGCCAGACAGUGCCAACACAUGGGAACCAACAUCCAACAUCCACCCGGACACCAUUGAGAUCUUUUAUCCCAGUAAUUAAUAACUUAAUUAUGUAUGCAUGUAUUGCCCAAUGAAUGCAGUGGAAAAUGAAACACAUUUGGAUGGCCAGUGUCCAGACACUGUAAGACCGACAGAAACAAAUUAUUCCAGACAGUUACCACAAUUUCUCCAUCUUUUCAUCAUUUAGAAGAUCACCA